CUCGCGCCUCGGAAGGUCAGGGCGGAUGCGGCCGCCAUGGAGCCGCUUGUGCAGCAAACGGAGCGCUUCUCCGAACUGCUGGCCGUGUCGUGUGGGACGCUGGUGAGCACGUGGGACGCCGCGAAGGUACGCAGGGCGCUGCAGUGGGCGCGCUAUUUGCUCCACGUGUACCGACGCUUUGCGGGCCGCAGCCGCGUACGCGAGGCGCUAGAGAGGCGGCUCAACGCACCGGGAGGGCCGCUCGGGCUGCGCAGCUUCGUGGCGCUGGAGUCUGGGGACGUGCGGCUGGCCCUACGCCUGCUGCGGAACCGCGCUCUCGCGCCCGCCGCCUCCCGGGCUCUGCCGAGCUUGCUGUUCCCAGGCCCUGCCGCGGACCACGAAGACGAUGUGCCGCAGUCGCGCUUGGUCCUCCUGGCGCGCCGCGGAAGCGCGCUGCACCUGCUGUUCCGCCUCGGUGGGGACGCGCCUCGGGGCGCGCUGCUGCGCACGCACGCGGAGCUGCUGUACGCGCGCCUGCAGGAGCUGGGCGGUGCCGACUCCACGGCCGCGCGCAAACUCCUGGACACGCUGUGGACUCAUGGGCCGCGGGAGCACGUGCUCAGCGUGACCGCCCAAGCGCUGCUGCGCGAGGCCGACCCGGAGCCCGCCCAGGCCACAGACGUUGCCGGUGCGGAUGAGACACAGAAACUACUGCACUGGCUUCUAGAAAGUCCCGAGGUAUUGGCCGCUUUUUGCCGCCAUCUGCCAGCUAAGCUCCUGGCCUCCGUGGCGGGCUGCCAUCACACACUGUCUCGCGCCUACCUGGACCUGCUCACAGCGUGGGCCACGCGGCUGCAGUAUGAUCUGCAAAAGGGCGCCUGGGUCCCCACACAGAUGGAGGACAUGCCCUGGGAAGAGCUGUGCCCAAGGCUGCAGAGCUUGUGCCAUGCCCAGCCAUUUCUGCAGGAUGAGGUGCUGGUGACCCUACGCUCCUGCAAAGCCUUGGAUGGAGACUUUGAGGUUCCAGGAAUGAGCAUCUGGACAGACCUCCUGCUGGCCCUGCCUGGUCCUGCUUGAAUGUGGGAUCAUGCUAGAGUAGAUUUCUCAGUUCCCAGGCUGGGCAUCCUGUCCCAUGGAGGGAACAGCAAGCGUACCUCUCACCAAAGCUUCUAUGUACUUCUUGCUACUUCUUGACUAUACAGUUUACAAAUUGUCGGUGUUCUCACCAAUUCCCUAUGUACAUGAUCCCCAAACCUUAUUAUUUAAGGUGCCAAUUUUAAACAGUUUGUAAUAUAAAUAUAUAAUAUGCACAAUAAAUAUACUAUAAUAUACAUAUAUAACAUAUAUAUAUAUAUAGUUGUUUCUGUUCUGGUGAUGAAUGCAGGACCCUGCCUAUGUUAAACAGUGUUCACCACUGAGCUACAUCCCUAGCCUUCAAAGUAUUCUUAAAGCCAUUGGAUUUUCAGCUUGUUUUGUAUAAAGCUAAUUUGUAAGAAUACUAAAAAUAGGUGCACUUUAAAAAGGAAAUGCAUCUUUAAAUUUUCCAAGAAGGAUACUUUUUGUCUGUAUGAUUUACUGGUUUCCUGACACUCUUCAGUAGUACAAAGCUCUGUUUAACAAGCAGCAUGUGUUGGGUACCAUCAAGUGUUAACUUCAAAGCUGACAGGGCUAGAGUUAAAGCCCUAGACUUGCUCUCCUUAACCUAUUUACCAAACUUAAUGUGCAUUAAAGUUGCAUUGCUAAGAAA
Messenger RNA from Mastomys coucha (southern multimammate mouse), 1726 nucleotides. It is a transcript of the gene Fancf, whose product is annotated as FA complementation group F. Gene Ontology annotation, biological process: interstrand cross-link repair. Gene Ontology annotation, cellular component: Fanconi anaemia nuclear complex. The coding region runs from base 37 to 1056 and encodes 339 amino acids. The transcript has a single exon. NCBI's taxonomy places the organism in Eukaryota, Metazoa, Chordata, Mammalia, Rodentia, Muridae. The record is from RefSeq and is a predicted model, not a curated record.